GCGGCCUGUAAUUGCAUCGGGGCGGGACUCGGUUGCCACCGUCUCUGAAGGAUUUCCACGGUUCGUUUCUACCCCUGUCAGCUAUAUGCACUUAUAACCUCAUUUCACCAGGAGAACCAUUUUCGAUAAAAAUGCCCGGUCCCAGUAAUUCAAGGAAGAAACGGAAAUCUCAAGGCAAAAACCGUCAUCAGAGGAAGUCGAGUAGCGGGUCAUCGCCGUCAAUUAUUUUAUUAUCUCUGAAGGACGUGAAAGACGCGCCCGAGGCUGGUUUUCACGGCGAAGAGCAGGGGGAAGAACGGAGGAGAUCUGUUGCGAGCGACUUGUCUGUGGAUACAACUGGACUCAGAACCCCCGGUUCUCCAGUUGUUUCUGGUCCUCAAGAUGGUGGGUCGGCUGCAUUUGGAAAGGCACAAGCAGUAGGAGAAGUUGAAGCGUCGACUAUCAUUUUCCCGGACUAUGCGACCGAUGAUUCCUCAACCACGCAUGAGGAAACGCCAUGCCUCAAAGUCGAACAGCUAGUUUCAAUGCCAGCUUCAGAAUGGCAACAACUCCCCGAAGGGCUACCCACGUAUGCUCCAGGCAAACACGAUGAUAUCCUCUUGAAGGAGCCCUGCAUUCACGAUUCGGGAAACGGUCCUCGAGUACGAAAUACCCGCGAAUUCCUAGCAUCCCGCUUUUUCGCACAUCCACCCGCUCUAGAAGAUCCACUACGCGCAGAAUUUUCUCAAGUGGAAGUGCUACAGAUGCUCAAGACGGUGUUACCGGAAGAGAUGGCUUUGAUCUUAUGGUACAAUAAAAGUCGAGCGACGAGCCGAAUAUGUCCAGCUUGCCACCGUCUAUAUCUCGUAGGAGACGUCUUGUCUGAUGCCAUCGACCUCAUAGAAGAAAACCCAAUAUCCGAUAACCCUCCAACGCCUUCAUCUGGAAUUCACCCACAACUCCGACGUGAACAAGAUCUCAGCGGUCUCUGUUCAUCCAUAUGCUUUAUCCUAGCAUCUGUCGCUCAAUGCGAUCCGCUCAGUAUAAAAGCAACAUGGGGCCAUACAGCUGACGAAAUCGACGAUAAGUCCUGGUCACAAAUCAGCCAGUCGCCUGAUGACAUAAAGUCGAGUAAUUUCAGAGAACUGACGAUGGUUCUAAGAAUGACACGUCUGCACGACCUCGGUUUGAGGCAGCUUUGUUUUCCGGACCUCGACUUGGAUAAACCGACAUGCGAUGACUAUGGGGAAGAGGUCUCGGAGUAGAAUUUUCUUAUGAUUAUAUCAUCUGCUUGAAUUUAUUCGAUCUGCAACGAAGGACAAAGACGAUGCUCACAUAUCCUUAUUUCUGUUAUCAUAACGGGGACACAUUUACUGUAAUCGAAUAACCAAUCUAAUGGCA
Messenger RNA from Marasmius oreades (fairy-ring Marasmius), 1380 nucleotides. RefSeq lists its product as uncharacterized. The record is from RefSeq and is a predicted model, not a curated record. NCBI's taxonomy places the organism in Eukaryota, Fungi, Basidiomycota, Agaricomycetes, Agaricales, Marasmiaceae. The coding region runs from base 132 to 1244 and encodes 370 amino acids. The transcript is spliced from 4 exons.